AUGGCCUUGAGAAACGUGCCCUUCCGCUCCGAGGUCCUGGGCUGGGACCCUGACAGCCUCGCAGACUAUUUCAGGAAGCUGAACUACAAGGACUGUGAGAAGGCCGUGAAGAAGCAUCACAUCGAUGGGCCACGGUUUUUGAACCUGACAGAAAAUGAUAUUCAGAAGUUCCCUAAGCUCUCGGUACCGAUUCUCAGUAAGUUAAGUCAAGACAUCAACAAGAAUGAGGAGAGGAGGAGCAUCUUCGCAGCACGCAAACCCCAAGUCCAGCGGUUUCCUGAGGAAAUAGAAAGCCAUGAGGAGGAGGAGAACGGGGGCUGGUCGUCCUUUGAUGAUGAGGACGAAGGUGACUACGAGAGUCCCAAUGACCAUGACACAGAGGAUGAUGGUGACUAUGAGUCCCCCAAUGAGGAGGACCAGGCACCUGUGGAAGACGAUGCCGACUAUGAGCCGCCUCCCUCCAAUGAUGAGGAAGCCCUGCAGAACUCCAUCCUGCCUGCCAAGCCCUUCUCCAACUCCAACUCCAUGUACAUCGACCGGCCCCUCUCCGGGAAGUCCCCACAGCAGCCGCCCGUGCCGCCGCAGAGACCGAUGGCUGCCCUCCCUCCCCCACCAGCAGGCCGGAGCCACCCGCCACUCCCCACACCCCAGCCCAACCACGAAGAGCCUAGCAGAAGUAGAACCCCCAAACCAGCAAAGAUCCCGCCUCCUUCCAUAGACAGAAGCACCAAGCCUACCCUCGAUCGCUCGUUAGCUCCGUUUGACAGAGAGCCCCUCACAUUAGGAAAGAAACCAGUGCUUUCUGACAAGCCCCCGACCCCAGCAGGAAGGCCUCUCGGGGACCAUUUACCCAAGAUUCCAAAGCCUCCUUUACCACCGACCACGGAGAGACACGACAGGAGUAGCCCCCUGCCUGGGAAGAAGCCACCGGUGCCCAAGCAUUCCCGGGUACCAGACCGGAGAGAGAAUGAUGAAGAUGAUGUGCAUCAGAGACCUCUGCCCCAGCCAACUCUGCUCCCCAUGAGCUCCAACACGUUCCCUUCAAGAUCCAACAAGCCAUCGCCCAAGCCCUCCCUCCCAUCGGGACACGCGUUCGGAGCAUUCUCAGAGAGCAGCAGCUUCCCGCAGAGCCAGAGCGCCUCCCUGCCGCCCUACUUCUCCCAAGGUCCUGGCAACAGACUGCCGCUCCGGUCGGAAGGCAGGAACUUUUCCUUGCCGGUUCCAACCAAACCCCGGCCACCGUCCCCGGGGGAAGAACAGAAUUCAUUAAGUGAAGAGUGGUACGUUUCUUAUAUUACCCGACCGGAGGCAGAAGCUGCUCUUAGAAGGAUAAACCAGGAUGGCACUUUUCUGGUGAGAGACAGCUCCAAGAAAACAGCAAGCAACCCGUACGUCCUCAUGGUGUUAUACAAGGACAAGGUCUACAACGUCCAGAUCCGCUACGUGGAGGAAAGCCAAGUUUACAUGCUGGGCACUGGGCUCCGAGGGAAGGAGGACUUUCUGUCUGUGUCAGAUAUUAUCGACUACUUCCGGAAAAUGCCGCUCCUGCUCAUUGAUGGGAAAAACCGAGGUUCCAGAUACCAGUGCACAUUAACCCAUUCGGCGGGCAGCCUGUAG
Pipistrellus nathusii (Nathusius's pipistrelle) is the source of this 1617-nucleotide messenger RNA. NCBI's taxonomy places the organism in Eukaryota, Metazoa, Chordata, Mammalia, Chiroptera, Vespertilionidae. The record is from the annotation of a GenBank genome assembly.